AUUGAAAUGUCCAACAACAAGAUGAAAGGCCUUCUAAAAGGCCUAAGAUACAUUUCUCAAAUAUUUGAUAAUGAAAAAGAACCUGAAAUGGAGAUUGGUUUUCCCACAGAUGUGAAGCAUGUUGCCCACAUAGGAUGGGAUGGUCCAUCAGUACAUUCUCCUAGCUGGAUGAAUGAAUUUAAAGCACCACCAGGCUUUUCAUCAGCACCAUUAAGUCAUCCAGGAGACAAGAAAGAGGAAACUGGAAUCCAAUGGGUCUCCGAAGAUUCAACUAGAAGACCUGCACGGGCUCCAAAUUCUCCAGCAAGGGACUUGCCAGAAUUGCCUAGGUCGUCAAGACGCAGCGCAUCAUCAAGCAGUGCUGUAACUGGAUCCCCUAUCAGGGAAAAAACAGAAAAAUCAAGACAAUCAAGGAGGUCAUCUAAAAGUUCCAAGGAAUCAACUGAUGCUACCCAACUGAACCUGCUACCCAUCGAUCCAGGUCUAGCAAGUGUGUCAAGCUUAGAGAGUGUGUCACCUGCACACAGCCUUCCAGACGUCCCUAAAAAGAUCAGGAGGAAGAAAUCUAAAGACUGUGGUGGUUCCACAAGAUCAUCAAGAUUGAAACCCCCAGCUCCUGAGACAUAUCAAUCUCCAUUCUCGGAUCCAGGACCUGGAUCCGGAUCAGUUUCCACAUCAAGGAACAGUGAGCUUCGCCCAAACGCUUUUGAAGAUGGAACACCAAAAGGAUACGCAGGAAUCUUUUGAACAUUAUUUUUCUGUACUUUAUACUGGUAGAUAGAACUAUGCUUAGUUGAAACUAAACAGAUUUUUUGUUUUUUGUUUUUUGGUUUUUUUUUUUUUUUUAAUGGAGCC
Messenger RNA from Quercus robur (English oak), 855 nucleotides. RefSeq names its product CRIB domain-containing protein RIC6-like. Lineage: Eukaryota; Viridiplantae; Streptophyta; Magnoliopsida; Fagales; Fagaceae. The transcript is spliced from 4 exons. The coding region runs from base 7 to 747 and encodes 246 amino acids. The record is from RefSeq and is a predicted model, not a curated record.